AUGGACAAAAGGAAACAUUUGUUUUGGACCCCUUGUGCGGCGCAUUGCUUAGAUCUAAUGCUUGAAGAUGUUGGAAAGAUUCCUAAAGUCAAACGAACCAUUGAAGAAGGAAUUUUUCUUGUUGGUUAUAUUUACAACCAUUGUGGUGUUUUGAACAUGAUGAGAGAGUUCACAAAGAACAAGGAGUUGACAAGAAGUGGAGUUACAAGAUUUGCAACAACAUAUCUUACUUUACAAAGUUUGCAUAGGCAAAAGUCGGCUUUGAGAACCAUGUUUACUAGUGAUAAAUGGAAGGAAAGUAAAUGGGCAAAACAACCUAAAGGAAGGCAGGCUAAGGAUGUUGUUCAAACAUAUGCUUUUUGGACCAAUGUGACUUUCACUCUUAAAGUUAUGGGUCCUAUUGUACGCGUACUUCGCCUUGUUGACAAUGAGAAAAAACCCGCGAUGGAUUAUCUAUAUGAAGGUAUGGAAAGAGCUAAGAUAACAAUUGCAAAGGCUUUAGGCGAAAAUAGUGUUGAUUACCAAGUGGUGUCGGCUAUUAUUGACAAAAGAUGGGAUUGUCAACUCCACCAUCCAUUGCAUGCGGCGGGUUACUACUUUAACCCGGAGUUCUAUUACUAUAGGCCUGAAAUUGAGAAAGAUCAAGAGGUGACGGAUGGGAUGAUCAAGUGUGUUCAAAGACUUGUUCCUUCAAAGGACAAACAAGACUUAAUCAUGAAGGAGAUGGUGAAGUGGGUAAACCAAGAGGGCCGUUUUGCUUUAGAUAUUGCAAAGCGAGCACAUUGCACAAUAGCUCCUGCUCAAUGGUGGAAUUUGUAUGGGAAAGAAGUCCCAAAUAUCCAACAAUUAGCUAUGAAAGUACUUAGUUUAACAUGUAGUUCAUCGGGAUGUGAAAGGAACUGGAGCACAUUUGAGCAAAUCCAUUCCAAGAAAAGGAACCGAUUAGAACACAAGAAGUUGCAAGAUCUUGUGUUUGUCAAUUACAACAAGACACUCAAAAAUCGUCGUGAUAAAGAGGUUGUGUAUGAUCCGAUAUCUUUAGAUAACAUUGAUGAUUGUAACGAGUGGUUGACUGGUUGA
Helianthus annuus (common sunflower) is the source of this 1080-nucleotide messenger RNA. RefSeq lists its product as uncharacterized. Bases 1 to 1080 code for a protein of 359 amino acids. NCBI's taxonomy places the organism in Eukaryota, Viridiplantae, Streptophyta, Magnoliopsida, Asterales, Asteraceae. The transcript has 3 exons. Gene Ontology annotation, molecular function: protein dimerization activity. The record is from RefSeq and is a predicted model, not a curated record.